GAGACGGUGUCCUCGCCCGCGUCCAGCUAGAGGGCUGGAGAGCUGUGAUCAGCGUUUCCCUUUUUCCCCGAAAGCAGCGGGUGAGGAACGGGACAGGAGCGCCUGGGAAACGGGACACGCAGCAGCGCCCGGCCUCGCUCCGGGGAGUUGUUUGUGCCUUUCCCAUUAUUAUUAUUUUCCGCCCCAAAGGCGGACCGGUUUAUCCGCACCUUCGCGGGUGGCGAAGCCAGACCGGCGACCCGGCUGCUGCCGCUGAGCUGCACCACAAACUCCACAGAAAACGCCUGUUGAUUCGGGAUGCACCUCCGCCCCCCGCCCCAAAGCACACGAGUAAUUGCAAAUAGGAAAACUGUGAUGUUUGCUUUUUGUUAUUAAUUAUUUUAAGAAAAGUUUGUGAGGUUGGAGAAAAAAAAAUCAUUAGCGAUGUCGCAGCCCCACUGGGAAGGCUGUAUUCCGUCCCAGCGUCCUUGUGCCCGGCCCGGCUCGGCUCGGCUCCCCGGGCCCAGAGUUGCCAGCCAACCCCGUCCCAGGUCCUGCCCGAGCACUACGGGCCGGGGAGCGGGCAGGGUCGGUCCCUGCCCUGCAGCCGGCUUGCAGCGGCCCUGCUCGUCCCGUCGGUCUCCGGGGUCGGCGUGGAGCCUCGGAAUCAUUUGCUUUUAAUUAUUUUUUCCCGAUCCAAACAGUUAUUUCAAACUAAUGUGACCGGGCUGAGGUUUGUCCCGCUCCCGGCUGCAUGCUGCUGUGCCUGAUUUAAGGGAUUUUAGCAUAUUUAUCUCCCCGGUGCCGAUUUCCAGCCGCGGGCAUCCCGGCGGCGGCGCUGAAAGUCACGGCUCAGCGGCGGGGCAGCGCUCGGCGGAGUCAGCCCCAUCGCCGAGCCCUUCCCGCACUCCAUCUCCGCUCGGCCCCCCCCUCCCCGCUCCGCAUCCCCGCACUCCCCGGCGGGACCCCUCUGCUUUGCCGUCCCCGCCCCGCAGGGGCGUGCAGCGCCCGGGCGGGGAAAGCCCCCACGGCGCUGCCGGGCGAGAUGCUGCGAGCGGGGGAAGAGGGGCGGAGGAGGGGGGUCUGCUGCGCUCCCCCCACCCCGGGCCGGCUCCGUUUGGGGCCGGGGGUGCGGUUGGGGGCGGUGUGGGGCGGCGGGAUUGGCUGGCCCGGCCGCCGGCCCUGCGCACCCCGGCCCGUCUGCGGCGCCGCGGCCAGCUGGCGCCAGCGCUCAUAUAGGAUGCGCGGGGAUGGGACCGAGUCGGCCAGAGCAGCGGCUUUGCCAUCUGAGUAACACUCCCCAUCCAACCUCUGCUCUUCCCGCGCUCGCUCUGCCUUUCCCCCCUCCUCUCCCUCUUCGCUCUUUUAAUUCCCCCUCCGUUCUCCCCCUCUUUGCUGCGCUCGCAUCCUCCACGCCGGCAUUCAUCGCCACCCAGCCUCCCGCGCCGGGUGCUGCCCUGGCGCUUCCCCGGACCUGCCUCCGCUACCCGCCUGUUGACGGAGGGACACGCUGACUUCAGGGUCCUCUCCCACGCCUCAGAGGGCGCGCUCCAGCCACCCGCCGGUUUUCUUUCCAAGAAAAGCCACCCCAAUCUCUUAAAACCCACCAGGCAGCGUCAAAAGCGACCCCCCCGAGCAGCACUCCCCGCCCCCACCGAGCGCCGCUCUCUCCUGGCCUGGGGGUGGGUGAAAGGGGAGGCCCAAGGCCAUGGAGGUGGCCACGGAUCAGCCUCGCUGGAUGGCCCACCACGCCGUGCUCAACGGGCAGCACCCCGACAGCCACCACCCCGGGCUGGCUCACAACUACAUGGAACCAGCGCAGCUCCUACCUCCGGAUGAAGUCGACGUCUUCUUCAACCACCUGGACUCCCAGGGCAACCCUUACUACGCCAAUUCCGCCCAUGCCCGGGCCAGGGUCUCGUACAGCCAGGCACACGCCCGCCUGACCGGGAGUCAAAUGUGCCGGCCUCAUCUUAUCCACAGCCCCGGGAUCCCUUGGCUGGACAGCAGCAAGGCGGCACUGUCUGCCCAUCACCACAACCCCUGGACCGUCAGCCCCUUCACUAAGACACCCCUUCACCCCUCGGCGGCCGGAGCGCCUGGGGCCAUCUCGGUGUACCCGGGCAGCAGCACCUCCAGCACCGCCUCCGUGUCUUCACUCACCCCGGCUUCGCACUCCGGCUCCCACCUCUUCGGCUUCCCCCCGACCCCUCCCAAGGAAGUGUCCCCAGACCCCAACUCCACCAGCGCCGCCUCCCCUUCUUCCUCCGCCGGGGCUCGGCAGGAGGACAAAGACAGCAUCAAGUACCAAGUGUCGCUGUCGGAGGGGAUGAAGAUGGAGAGCGCCAGCCCACUCAGAAGCAGCCUCACCAGCAUGGGGGCCCAGCCCUCCACCCACCACCCCAUCCCCACCUACCCCUCCUACGUGCCGGCAGCCCACGACUACAGCAGCAGCCUCUUCCACCCGGGCAGCUUUCUGGGGGGCCCCGCGUCCAGCUUCACCCCCAAGCCGCGGAGCAAGGCCCGGUCCUGCUCGGGUAAGUGUCGCACCCGCGGCCGUCCCGCCGUGUCCCGCCUGGAAGGGCCGCGCUCCCGGGGCUUCGUGCGUGGGGCUGCGCCGGCUGUUGGGGAGAGCAUGCGGGCUGCUGCGAGGCUGGGUGCGUGUGUUGGCCCGCUUCGGGACAGAGGGACAGAAGGCAGAGAAUGUGUGAACUGUGGAGCCACUGCUACCCCUCUCUGGAGAAGAGAUGGCACCGGGCAUUACCUGUGUAACGCCUGCGGGCUCUACCACAAAAUGAACGGUCAAAACCGACCUCUCAUUAAACCCAAGCGAAGGCUGUCAGCGGCCAGGAGAGCAGGGACUUGUUGUGCCAACUGUCAGACAACCACCACGACCUUAUGGCGACGCAAUGCAAACGGGGACCCGGUUUGUAAUGCCUGUGGACUCUACUAUAAAUUGCACAAUGUGAACAGGCCUCUGACCAUGAAAAAGGAAGGAAUUCAGACCAGGAAUAGGAAAAUGUCCAACAAAUCAAAGAAAAGCAAGAAAGGCUCUGAGUGUUUUGAGGAACUGUCCAAGUGCAUGCAGGAGAAGUCGUCUCCCUUCAGCGCUGCUGCCCUUGCCAGCCACAUGGCACCCAUGGGGCAUUUGCCCCCUUUCAGCCACUCUGGACACAUCCUACCAACACCUACCCCCAUCCACCCAUCUUCCAGCAUCUCAUUUGGACACCCACACCCAUCCAGCAUGGUUACAGCCAUGGGAUAAAACCUGAUGACCAAGAGACCCAUCCAAAUAUUAGGAACAUGGGACUUUGCCUAAGAUGACACCAAGUAAGACAAUGUUCUGCCAAGAGGAGAAUGUAGGGAUGGCAAAAGGAGACCUUUGCUCCCAUGUGGUUGACUUUUAAUGCUGGACUAAAACCUUGCAAAUGAUGGGUCUUCUGCAGAAAUGUGUAGUGGUGCCUGUAAUGCACUUUGCCCCCUCAGGUAUAAGAAAAAAGAACUCACCUGUUCGAUACUUCAUGGUCCAGCAGGAAGCAAAAGAUGGCAGAAGCUGAAAGAGAAGGCUUGGAACUGGUUUUCCUUUCUCUCUUUGUUAUUACUGUGAAUAUUGUAAAGAGAUAAAAGCAGCCUCCCAGGAUGGAAUUGGCUCACUGGAAGCCAGACAUGCUGGAUUUCUAUUGCGGACUUUGUUUGGGAUAGGGAAAAAAAAGAAGAAAAAAAGCCAAAAAAAGAAAAGUUAAAAAAAAAAACAAACCACAAGAGAAAGAAAAAGGCAUCUUUAUUAAACCAUAAAUUUUAAAAUCAGACACAAAGUCAUAUUUAUUUUGUUUUCCACAAAAAGCCUCAACCCCUCUGAUUGCAUGUUUUUGUGCUGUCAUUUGCAAUGGCUACCCUGUAAGAAAAGCUGCCUUCAAGACAAGGAGAGGGGAAAUGUACUCAACAGCCCUCUUGGAUUAGCUCCAUCUAUCUUCCAUACCAAAGUUACCAGGAAGGGGGAAAAGAUUGCGAGGGCGAGGAACAAAGCAAAAAUGUAGCCGUAACACGGGAUUUUAAUAUACCCAAGAUGGUGAUUAUUUUGACACAAUUCCUUCAUUCUUCUCCCUAACAUGAAAGAUUAAUUUAAAAAGAAAAGCCCCUCUCCCAACUACCCUAUUGUUCCUCAAACCAGACAACCUAGGUCAGACAAACUGUUGGGAGAAAACUCUGGGGAAGGCAAUCCUGCACUAGCAAGGGGGUGAUAGCUGCAACACCAUUUUGGUAAAUGCCUGGUGAAGUUCUAGCACAGCCAAAACCAUAAUGGGGCAGAAAAACCAACCUGCUCACAGACUUUGAGGUUGAAGCAUUUUGUUCUGUUGUGUUGGCAGCUGUCGCUUAAAAAUGCAGAUUAGCUGCUUGGGUAAACUUUGGGCACUGUGGCCACCACAUCCACAUGCAGCCAGCGCCGGCUGUCUCAGGCACCCACCCCGGUGGAGUCCACCGGGAGGAAGGGCAGAAAGGAGGCUGAGAUCACUGGAGAGGGGAAAAAGAGAGACAAUCAGUUUGAGCUUCACACAUCCAUCAAAUCCCAGACACAGAGACAGCUGAGGGAAAGCAUCGUUCUAAGGGGAACGGCUGUUUUCCGUAGUGGAUUUUAUAUGAAAACAAGAAAAGAACAAAAAAAAAAAAAAAAAAAGAAAAAAAAAAAUUAAUCUCCCAUUAUGAAACCCUAUUGUACGUAAAUGACCGAAAACAAAGCUAUUGCCAACGUGAAGUGUACUCUAUUGAUUGUUAUGAUCUGAUGCCUCUCGUGAACACAAGCUCCAGUAUAACACACGGUGUACAUAUUUAGGUAUACUUCUGAUGAAAAUGCCCCAA
Molecule: messenger RNA, 4836 nt
Organism: Serinus canaria (Common canary)
Lineage: Eukaryota; Metazoa; Chordata; Aves; Passeriformes; Fringillidae
Gene: GATA2
Product: GATA binding protein 2
Exons: 6
Coding region: 1688-3244 (518 amino acids)
Biological process (GO): positive regulation of angiogenesis; positive regulation of miRNA transcription; cell fate commitment
Cellular component (GO): nucleus
Molecular function (GO): RNA polymerase II cis-regulatory region sequence-specific DNA binding; zinc ion binding; DNA-binding transcription factor activity, RNA polymerase II-specific
Source: RefSeq, a predicted model, not a curated record